This is a messenger RNA of Calypte anna (Anna's hummingbird), 1469 nucleotides long. RefSeq names its product biogenesis of lysosomal organelles complex 1 subunit 4 (gene BLOC1S4). The record is from RefSeq and is a predicted model, not a curated record. The coding region runs from base 38 to 652 and encodes 204 amino acids. The transcript has 5 exons. Gene Ontology annotation, cellular component: BLOC-1 complex. NCBI's taxonomy places the organism in Eukaryota, Metazoa, Chordata, Aves, Apodiformes, Trochilidae.
CGCGGGGAGGGCAGCUCGGAGUGGGGGGAGCGGUGAAAUGGCGGCGGCAGGGGGGACCGGGGAGGCGGCUGAGGCUGAGCCGCCCGGCACCUCUCCCGGGGCGGACAGCGGGAACGUCUCCCAGAGCCACAGCAGCGCCUCAGGCCUCGGGGAGGCGGAGGAUGAGGACGCUUCGGAAGCGUUGCUGAGCGCCACCGCCGCUGAGUAUUCCUCGUACCUGCUGGUCGACCGCAGCCUCUUCAUCGAGGAGAUAGAAAGCUUAGAUAAGAGCCUAGAAGAUUUGCUGACCAGAGUGGAUGAGUUUGUAGGAAUGCUGGACAUGAUUCGAAGUGAUUCCUCUCAGGUUGUCAAUGAAAGUAUACCUCAAAUUCACACAAAAGCUACAGAAAUGAGACACAUAUACAGGAAAAUCGACAAGCUAGAGGCUUUUGUGAAGAUGAUUGGAAACAUUGUAGCUGGACUGGAAGAACGGGUCAUAAAGGCAGAAACAGACCUUGGGGCUUUUCCCAGCACAUUCAAGAAAAUCUUGCACACGAUCAGCAUGCCAUCUUUCCUUAAUAAACCUUCCUCACGACAACAGACCCUCUAUGAGCCUCCAGUCCUCUUCAAGACUGAAGACUAUUUCCCCUGUGUUAAUGAAACACCUCACUGAUGGUUUUGGGGAUUGGUACGAACCAGCCAGAAUAUAGACAGCUAAGUGAACAAAGAAAUGCUAACCUCAAUUUCUGAGUAUUAUUGAUGGCAUAUUGCCAUUCUGAUUCUUAUUGUCUUCCUUCGGGCAGUAUUUUCAGGUAGCAUGUGUUUGUGUACAUUAUUUCUAAAGUCUUCCUAAAACACAGUAUAAAUUUUCAUAUUAUAUUGGGAAAGGAACUUAAGAACACUUUGCAUCAGAUUUUUUUUUUUUAAAUAGGGAAACAUACUUUUAUAUUUUUUAACACAUAAAUAUAUGUGGUGCUGCAAGUGUAAAUAGCUAUACCACAAGGAUAUUUUGGGGGGGUUUUUGUUUUUUUUUUCCUAAUGUACUGGUUGAGGUAAAAAAAAAACUAUGCAUAAAAUUAUCUACUCAAAGUUUUGGAACCUGGUCCCUGCAGUUUGUACAGAGAAAUGUGCCACGUUGGGAUGUACAAGUCACAAGGGGAGGUAAGGAGGUGACACCAGCAAGGAGUCGAAGGAUCUGGUUCAGUGUUUGUGAUCACAAAGCAAGCACCUUGCCCACACUGGUCAUAAGGUCACAGUAACCUGAGCUUCUACCUCUUGCAGUGUUGUAUUGUGUGAGGUGUGACCAGUUGGGCCUGAUGUAAGACCUACUGUCAAAAAGAGAAAGUGUCACAUUAAGGCAGAGAUGUCCCUAGACUGAGCCUUGAUAGGUGCCUGACCAGACUGGCUGCUUUUACCUCACAAUCUCUGUGCAAUUACUGGGGCUGAUUGCAGUGUUGAGAAUGUUACCAAUAAACUUAUAGUUACCUAUU